UUUCGGGCAGCAGUGGUUUCGUACACGGUCCGUACGGAACGCUGGAACGGCGAGAGGCGGCCGAGCAUUGUCCAGCGAGGUGCGGCGGCAGCGGCCGGCGGCUGCGCGCUGCGUAUAAAGGCGCGUCGCGGGCAGCGCCGGCCAGUGCAGUCGUCGCCGCUCUCUGCGUGUAGCUGCCUGCUGCUGCUGGCUACUUGCUGCGUUCCGCCCGGGCCACGAUAGAGGUCGAGCCCGGCGUGCCCGCGACACCAGGGGACGGCCCGCCGUCGCCUAGCCUAGCCUCUGCUCUAGCCUAGGCCACGCUGCGGCACCGCACGCGAUGGCCGGCCGCUCACGCCUGCUGCUGCUGCUGGUGGCCGCUCUCGUUGAGGUCUCUGCCCGCCAACUCUACGAGGGCGACCGCUGCCCCGGGGACGGCGUGUGCACGCGGCUGCGCCAUUGCCCCGAGCUGCUGCAGCUGCUCCGCCAGGGCGGGGACCCGCCGCGCUGCGGGUUCGCAGGCUUCGAAGCCGUCGUCUGCUGUCCCAGGCAGCAGCCGCGGGAGCCCGAGCCCGACAGCCGGCUGGCGAGACCCAGCACCGCCGCGUGCCGAAAUUAUCGAGCAAACUUCAAUGAAGUUCCGAAGCUCUUCAUUUUAAAUGGUGAAGAAGUUGUCGAGAAGGAAUUUCCUCAUAUGGCGGCGCUGGGCUACCUGCGGCGGGGCUCGGAUCGGCCGUCGUGGCUGUGCGGCGGCUCCCUCAUCAGCCAGCAGUUUGUGCUGACUGCCGCGCACUGCUGCACCAACAGGGUCUGGAAGUCUCCGUCGGUGGUGCAGCUGGGCAGCACGUGGCUGGGCGAUGCGGUGGCGGCGGAGGGCCGGGUCGCCGUGGAGCGCGCGCUGGUGCACCCGGGCUUCCGGCGGCCCGCCUUCUACCACGACGUGGCGCUGCUGCGGCUGGAGCGCCGGGUGGCCUACGGCGAGAGCGUGCUGCCCGCCUGCCUGCACGCAGACCCGCGCCCGCCCCCGGGGACACUCACCGUCGCCGGCUGGGGCGCCACCGACAGAGCCGGCUUAAAGUCAAGCGCUAAACUGCUUAAGACUGAGAUCAGUAUACUUCCACUCGAGAGGUGUGAGAAGUACUACAAGAGGAAGUUUCCGCAGGGGCUCAACAGCUCCAUCAUCUGCGCGGGCGACCCUGACGGCAAAUCGGACACUUGCGCGGGCGACUCUGGAGGCCCACUGCAGGUGGAUUUCGACGGCCUGUACACCGUGGUGGGGAUCACCAGCCUGGGGCCCAGCCCAUGUGGGGGCAGCGUGCCAGGGGUGUACACCAGCGUGGCGCACUACCUGGACUGGAUAGAGGAGCACGUCUGGGGCCCAGAAGGGAACUCGUAGUGCCAGCCGAACGGCACGCCCUGCACGUUCAUCAACCGGAUGCGCCGUCUGGACUGGACAGCCUGGGGCCGGGGCAGGUGCUCUCAGCGUCAGCCUGACAGCACGGCCAACACAUUCUGCAGCGUCGGACACUACCUGGACUGGAUAGGGGGGCACGUCUGGGGCCCGGGCAGGCACUCGCAGCACCAGCCAGCUGGCACACCCUGCACAUUCAGUAGCGGGAAGCGCUGUCCGGGCUGGUUCUGGGAACACGUCUGUAGGCCGGGCAAGCACUUGUGCAAGGGCAGUGUGGCCUUGUGUGCCGCCACUUCACUAGGUGCACCCAGAACCCUACACCCAGAUUAAACCAAGGAACUAGUCAGAAGAGACCAAACACCUGACGCACAGCAGAGCAUUUGCAUAACUUGAGAAACUAGUGGAAACAAUUACUGUAUUGUCGCUGCUUGUCUGCUUACACACUUCAGAUACAUAUACUGUGGUAUACAGGGUCAAGCAUCGUGAACCAACUGUUCACUUAGUCACAAUGCUGAUUAAGAUUUGGGAGAGUGUAGGACUGAAGUUACGUAUUACGUGCAGGAUAAAAAACACGAAGUGCUCUUAACUGCCAUAACUUUUCCAAGUCAUUUGCUGCCUCACAAAGUUUCUAUUUCUUCUGUGGUGUACUGUAACUCUAUCGUCAAAUAUUUCUUUGGUUUCGUAUCCUAGUUGCUUAAUGUACUGACUGAAUAUCAUCUAGGAUAGGCUAUAACUGUGUCUCACUCCCUUCUCAACCACUGCUGCCCAUUCGAGCUGUGGGGUCUUGCCCACUUGUCACUAAUAGGGUGCCUAUAGCAUGCAGCAUUCUCGGAACGCUGUAAAACAAUUUCAGACAAACAACAUUAGUAGUUUUAUUUCUAGAAAGCAACUGACAAUACUUAACUUUACAGAAUUAUAAAUAGUAUUCGCAAACGAAGGGCGACUUGCAAUAUAAUUUAGAAUCCUUGAUAUGUGAACUGUUCAGCCGACACUUUACACACGUCACUGAUAACUAAUGUCCGCGAUCAGAUGCUGAUGUGAGCCGUCCGAGGCUAGCAGGAGCAGCGUUUAUACGCACCUGUUGCAGGGGACGGGCCUGGAGCGGCGAGGCCCAAUUCUACGCACCAUUCUCCGCCAUUUCCUCACCGACUUCUCCAGUCUUUCGUUCCGACGUUUGCGGUUACGCCAGAACAAGUGCCGCUCGACUCUUGUAACUGCUGCCUGGCUUCUGUACUAGUUGUAUAUAACCUUUUGGUCCUUCUAUUUUACCACUGCUACCUUCAGAAUUUCAAAGAGACAGUAGUAACCUGUUGUUGAUAUCGUAGGCCACAUGAAUAGGUGGCGCAGUGCAGAUGCUAGGUGGCGUGAUUUGUCAUCAAGCAAUACGAUGGAGAUUAUCAAUUCAUACUGUCCACAGAAGUCUCUUUAAGACGAUCGCUUCUAUUUACAUGUGUCCAAUGUGUGUCUCUAUGGUUUUAUUUCAGGUGAUCUCAUUCAUUCAAAGACGCCUCAUUGAUACCUGUAUGCAAUUGCGUGACCCGAGAUGAAAGUAUCUCAAGUCAUAUGGCGUGUAUGUCUGAGACGGUUUUGAUGAAAUUGAGAAUGAAAUAAAAACAUUCUCCAUUACUUCCAUAUUCUCCAAAUGUGAAUAUUAUCGAACCAUUCUGGUUUGAAUUGAGAGAUGUGUUGAAGAGUCCCUUUCUCCUCAUUUAGAAUCUCUUUAGGAAGUGAAACAUGAACAACACAAAGACGCUUUCAGGGGAUGUGGGUUAUCCCUACAGCAAUCUUCAGGGGAUUACCACAGUCUUGUCAAAAGUAUUUGGACACCCCUCGGUAAUGUGGAAUCGACCACUGUGGAUCAGGGGAAUUGGACCCGCCAGUAUAAAAGGAGGUGGGGAGCAGGUGCAUUUGCAUACUGUUACCAUUGCCACAAGUUGGAUGCUGUGAACUAGUCCCACUAUAAUCUUCUUAGAUUAUGCACUGAAAAAGGAAAGACGAAGGCCAGAGUGGAGAGACAGGUGAUGGACUCAUACCUCUAUUUUGUGCUUUGCUUAACACGUAAGCUGUGUUUGUAUCAACUGGGUGUAUUGCAUCAGUUAUAUAGAUCAUAAAGUGAAAAAAAGAUAUUUCCGUUUCGAGGGCUACGUUUGUUCCCAACAUUCAUGAUAUUAUACAGAUUACACUUUUGCUCAAAUCAAUAAAGCCCUGUGUAAGCGAAGAUAGUAUUUUGUGGUGGAGUAGAUAUUUAAUUACUUUAUGGCUUUCAAAAUAUUGCCUAUCUGUAAGGAUAAGAUGCUGAAUAAUUUUGUUCCUGAGGAAAGGACAGAAUCUGUUGGAAUAGCUACUGCAGAAUCAAAAUAAUAAUGCUGAUGCUUUGGCUUUUAUGUAACUCUGCCAGACUGUUAAACAGUAUUGCGUUACUUACUAAGAUUAUCUUAUCAGUUUGACUCUGGUUGGUGCUGUGAGAGACAAAUGUGAUGAUGAGCUCUGUAUCUAGUCAACACACAAUGUUUUCUAAUUGUUCUAAUUGGCUUCAUCUUACUUGAGACAAUUAUUGGUACGAAACAUGCUAUAUGUGAUAUUGUGUGUGUGUGUGUGUGUGUGUGUGUGUAUUUGGUGAGUAUCAGUACAGUUUGUUGAACAUUUUACAAUUUGUGAGAGAGGGAGGGGGGGGGGGGCUUUAGUGGGAAACAGAGAAACGAAACAAGCUCUGACCAGCACACAGACUGCAGCAGAGUAAGAAGUGGUGCGAACAAAUUCCGCCUUCCCAUGAGGGUGCAUUCCAUAUCGAACCUCAGUACGAACGUAUCAGUGAUUCAAGGCAUAAUGGAAUGCUAAACUGUUUCGUGAAGUGCCUAAGUGACGUAUUCCCUUUCAGCAGCAGCAGAACAGAAGAUGCACUUUAGAACUAGCACUUCAUCACAUGUAAUUAAGAAACACUAUGAAAUCGCUCAAAAGUUUCAGAUGAAAGAUGUGUAUUUCAGUUCUACGUUUUUCAUGUAAAAAAAACCUUUUUUUCAGAAUCUAUUCCGAAAGCUUACAAGAUUUCCAAUUUUUAAUCCAAGUGUCUGUUACGUGUUACAAACUUUGGAUAAAUAAAAAAUUUAAGUAACUGAAGUGAAA
Molecule: messenger RNA, 4513 nt
Organism: Schistocerca gregaria
Lineage: Eukaryota; Metazoa; Arthropoda; Insecta; Orthoptera; Acrididae
Product: serine protease snake-like
Exons: 7
Coding region: 320-1375 (351 amino acids)
Biological process (GO): proteolysis
Molecular function (GO): serine-type endopeptidase activity
Source: RefSeq, a predicted model, not a curated record